Alosa sapidissima (American shad) is the source of this 5117-nucleotide messenger RNA. It is a transcript of the gene sin3b, whose product is annotated as SIN3 transcription regulator family member B. Lineage: Eukaryota; Metazoa; Chordata; Actinopteri; Clupeiformes; Clupeidae. Gene Ontology annotation, biological process: negative regulation of transcription by RNA polymerase II. The record is from RefSeq and is a predicted model, not a curated record. Gene Ontology annotation, molecular function: transcription corepressor activity. Bases 402 to 4118 code for a protein of 1238 amino acids. The transcript has 18 exons. Gene Ontology annotation, cellular component: chromatin.
UUGCGCACUUGGGUACCUUCACUUCCGGGCGUCAAGACUGCACAGCUGCCGCCGAAUUUAAAGAGAUAAGGAAUAGUUAUUUAAAAUAACACCUCGUACUGCUGUUGUCUAUAACCAUUUGUGUUAAGACUGCAAAAUCAUAUACUUUUACAUCUGUUAGUGCCUUAGUGGCAUAACGAAAUUUGCUUGCUAUAUUACUUGGUGGAGAUCUUUUUUCUUUUGCUGGCUAGCGAGCUAGCUAGCCAUUCAGUGAGUAAAUGAUGGAAGCUAGCUUUAGCGAUACGUAGCUAGCUUGCCACCCGACGAAGAACUGAUUUGUCGACUGCUUUAUAGAUAAAUAAAGCGUCAAAAGAGCCUGGAAAGCAAUCGAAUACUAUAUCAGUAGCAACCUACUGAACACAAUGGCUAAAAUUCAGGCACACAGCAACGCGAAGCAAAUAAACCAAAUUCAGGACAAAGCCUAUGUUGUACAAAAGCAAGUACAACAACAGCACUUUCAAAAACUGAAGGUCGAAGAUGCCUUGUCAUAUCUUGAUCAAGUCAAAAUACGGUUCGGAAAUGACCCGGGGAUUUAUAACAAAUUCCUGGAUAUCAUGAAAGAAUUCAAGUCUCAAAGCAUUGAUACCCCGGGAGUAAUAAACCGAGUGUCUCAGCUUUUCCACGGACACCCCGAUCUGGUGUUGGGAUUUAAUGCCUUCUUGCCCCCUGGCUACCGAAUAGAGAUUCCCAAGAAUGGCCUGGUGUUCCUGCAGUCCCCUUUUUCUGCACAAAAUGCAGCGGGGCAGAGUAAGGCUGUGGUGGGCACAACGGCGCCUGUCCGUUCAUCUGCGUCCACGGCGACGGAAGGCGGCCCCGUGCCGAGCGAGUCCAUGGCGUCGCCCGAGAGCAUAUCCUCCUCCUCUGCCUCAGGGGCGGGGCCAGAGUCCUCCUCCAGACUCUCCCUUCCCCUCCCCAGCCGAGAGAGCCACGCCCAGCCCUCGGCUGGCUCCUCCCCCGCCUCCGAGCCCAGCCCCGUGGAGUUUGACAGUGCCAUCAGCUACGUCAACAAGAUCAAGAACCGCUUCCUGGACCACCCCGAGACCUACAGGUCCUUUCUGGAGAUACUGCACACUUACCAGAAGGAGCAGCUGGAGAUCAAGGAGAGCAGGGCCCGCGGCAGCGCUGGGAUGACCGAGGACGAGGUCUUCUCCAAGGUGGCCAGCCUCUUCAAAGGACAGGAGGACCUCCUGGCAGAGUUCGGACAGUUCUUGCCAGACGCCAAGAGAUCCCUGUUUACCAGCAGCUCCCUUACGGGAAAAGACCACCUUAAAAAGGCGGAGGAAGAGGACCUGAGCAAGCAGAGCAAGAAGAGACCCAGGCCCAUGCUGCUCCCGCACAUGACACCCCUGCUGAAGAAAAAGAUGAAAUAUUCCUGUGCAAAAGACCAAUCGUUUGCUUCAGUCGGGAAGCAUGGGGUUCUGCGAGAGUUCUCGUUCUUUGAUAAGGUGCGGCGUCUCUUUAAGAGUCAGGAGGUCUAUGAGAACUUCCUGCGCUGCAUCGCACUCUUCAACCAGGAGGUGGUCUCUGCCGCCGAGCUUCUCCAGCUGGUCAGCCCCUUCUUGGGGAAGUUCCCAGAGCUCUACACCCAGUUCAAGUCCUUCCUGGGUGAGAAGGAGCUGUCCCACGCCACGUCGGGUCUCGCUGACCGCUACAUGGAGGGCGGGGGCCGAGAGGUGGACUACGCGUCCUGCAAGCGCCUGGGGUCCAGCUACAGGGCCCUGCCCAAGACCUACCAGCAGCCCAAGUGCAGCGGACGCACCGCCAUCUGCAAAGAGGUGCUGAAUGACACCUGGGUGUCCUUCCCCUCCUGGUCGGAGGACUCCACGUUUGUCAGCUCCAAGAAGACCCCCUACGAGGAGCAGCUUCAUCGCUGUGAGGACGAGCGGUUUGAGCUGGACGUGGUGCUGGAGACUAACCUGGCCACCAUCCGCGUCCUGGAGAGUGUGCAGAAGAAGCUGGCGCGCAUGUCGCCCGAGGACCAGGAGCGCUUCCGGCUGGACGACUGCCUGGGCGGCACCUCCGAGGUCAUCCAGCGCCGCGCCGUCUACCGUAUCUACGGCGACAAGGCGCCCGAGAUCAUCGAGGGGUUGAAGAGGAGUCCAGCCACCGCUGUGCCUGUGGUGCUGAAGAGACUGAAAGCGAAGGAGGAUGAGUGGCGCGAGGCCCAGCAGGGCUUUAACAAGAUCUGGCGCGAGCAGUACGAGAAGGCCUACCUCAAAUCGCUGGACCACCAGGGGGUCAACUUCAAGCAGAAUGACAUGAAGGCCCUGCGCUCCAAAAGCCUGCUCAAUGAGAUCGAGACCAUCUAUGAUGAGCGUCAGGAGCAGAGUACAGAGGAGGGGGGUGUCGGUCAGCAGAGGGACGGAGGCGGUGGCGGCUCUUCGUCCAGCGAGCCCCACAUGGUGUUCGGCUACGAGGACAAGCAGAUCCUGGAGGACGCGGCCGCGCUCAUCAUCUACCACGUGAAGCGCCAGCCCACCAUCCACAAGGACGACAAGGACCACAUCAAGCGCAUCAUGCAGCACUUCCUGCCCGACCUGUUCUUCGCCCGCCGCGGAGAGCUCAGCGAGACCGAGGACUGGACGGACGAGGAGAACGAGGCCGAGGAAGCGAGCGGCGAGCGAGCCGGCGGCACCGUGGGAGGAGGAGGAGGAGGGAGCGACUCUGGAGCAGCGCAUCCUCCCGGCGCGGGGGUGCAGCAGCAGCUGAACGGAGACUCGCGGAGACGCCGCUGCACUUCACCGCCGAGCUCCACCAGCACGGAGACGUCCACCAGCGCCACCACGCCGCACGCCGCGUCCACCUCGCACCACGCGGGGCCCGGCGAGGCCAGCGGCGGAACCGGAGAGAAGCUGGACCUGCGGGACCCCGAGGCCGAGCACCAGAAGGAGAUGGACGGCGUGUACAACCUGUUCUUCGUCAACAACAACUGGUACUUCUUCCUGCGGCUGCACCAGACGCUGUGCUCGCGGCUGCUCCGCGUCUACCGGCAGGCCGAGCGGCAACUGCUAGAGCACCGCGCCGACCAGAGCCACCAGAGGAUGCUCAUGGCCGAGGGGUGGAGGGACAAGCCCAGCGACCUCGCCAUGGAGCUGCGCCUCAAGCAGCCCAGUGAGGUGGAGCUGGAGGAGUACUACCCGGCGUUCCUGGACAUGGUGCGCAGCCUGCUGGACGGCAACCUGGAGUCGACGCAGUACGAGGACACGCUGCGGGAGAUGUUCACCAUCCACGCCUACAUCGGCUUCACCGUCGACAAGCUCAUCCAGAACAUCGUCAGACAGCUCCAGCACCUGGUGAGCGACGAGGUGUGUCUGCAGGUGGCGGAGCUGUACCUGGCGGAGCGUAAACGCGGUGCUGCCGGGGGCAACCUCUCGUCACAGUGCGUACGCGCUGCCUGGGAGACCAGCUACCAGUGGAAGGCCGAGAGAGUCAUGGCCGAGGAGAACUGCUUCAAGGUGAUGUUCAUCCAGAAUAAGGGAGAAGUGACCCUGGCCAUCGAGCUGCUGGACACAGAGGAGGCGCAGGCGGACGACCCCCUGGAUGUGCAGAGCCUGUCCAGCUACAUGGAGCAGCUUGUGGGCAGCGAGUCGUCGGCCCUCUGCGCUCAGGGCGAGGGCUGCUACUUCAAACCAGUCUUCCUGCCCAGGAACCUGCGCCACUUCCGCCACUGGCAGGUGCGCCAGGUGGAGGCCAUGCGCUGUCGGAGAGAGUGGCAUCGCCAGCUGGCCGUGGAAAGUGCCGGAAGCCUGGACUGCCGCUUCAAACUCAACACACACAAGAUGGUGUUCGUCAUGAACUCGGAAGACUACAUGUACCGGAGAGGAGCACUGGUGAAGGCCAGGAAGUCUCAGCACCAGGUGGCGUGCGGGCAGCACGAGCGGUUCCGGAGGUGGCAUCAGGGCUGGCUGGGCGAACACGUGAGUGCAGCGGGGGAGCGGGCGGUGACCCACUGGCUCAUGGGAGAGGAGGAGGAGGACAUGCUGCCCUGCAAGACCACUUGCGUGGCCACGCACCUCAAGGGCCUGCCCGUCAACAGGUACCAGGUGCUCUACAGCAGCAAGCCGCCAGCCUCGCCCUAGACCAGGCCCCCCACCCUGUGUGUGUGUGUGUGUGUGUGUGUGUGUGAGGGGUCUGGCUUCACCUGCGUCACAUGCCUCCCCUUUCCCCGGAUGGAGAUUCUCUAAGGGACUGAUCCACAGCCUGAAGACAUUGAGAACAUUUAGAGAACAUUUCGAGAACACCCUUAGUGCCCGCCGUGGACUCGGUCCUGAUUCCGCGGUGGACUCGAAAGCCGGUCCUGAUUCCGUGGUGGACUCGAAAGCCGGUCCGGAUUCCUGCGACUACGUUGCCUCACUCUCAAGACGGUUGUUGCACAGCCAAGUGACGAGUAAAUAAAAAACUAAAAAGAACAGAUGAGAUGAAGCUGAAUGAUGAACAAAUGAAUGGGUUAAAUGUUUGUUAGUUAGUUUGUUUGUUUGUUUGUUUGUUUGUUUUGGGGAAAAUGUAUGUAUCUUUUUUCUUUUCUUUUUUUUUUUGCAAGUCAGUCUUGAGUUUUUAGUUCUGUGAAACACGAGGGCCUUUGGUUGGUGUGAGUUUAUUCUGCAGGACUGAGACAGCAGUGAAGUGGCCUCUCGUGCACGCAGUGUCCAACAUGGCUCUCAGCGUAUGUACAUGUCCACACACCGUGCAUAUUCUUUAUGCAUCUCUCUUUUUACAUAUGCAUCCAUUUGACUACAUGAAUGAAACCUAGAAAUGAAUUUGUUCUCCUUUUGUCCUCUGGCAGCCAACUCCCAAUGUCUUUGUUUGAGUAUUUUUAUUUUUCAUUUCUUUCUAAGCAUACUUUUUAAACUCAUCGGUGACUAACCCCGUCAGUAGAUUGUCAGUGCCGUCUUGUGACACGUCUCUACGGUCUACUCUCGUUUCCUUUGCUUUGGAAAUCAUGCAUCCUAUGAAUCCUCCACAUCAUCGCUUUUACAUGUUAAAAUGGAAAGGCCGAAAUAUCAGUGUUUAAAUACAAUGUAUAACAUUUAUUCUGUAUCAAGUAUCCUGAAAUAAACAACCUAGUUGUGAACUUCUUA